AUGUUUUUCAAUUCAUGGAUAAUUUUUUUGCCUAUCGUCGAUGGAGUUUUACAGCCUGUAACACAAAAUUUGGAAGUUCUUUCAGUUUCUAAAGCAAUCAAUGAAAUAAUUGACGAGUUUUAUGUAAAAAACAAAAUCCAAUUUGAUGUUCGAGUUGUUCGAGAAUAUUCUGGACUUUUGAAUCCAAUUGUUGAUGGACUUUUGGCUGUGAUUAAGGAUCAAAACUCUUAUACUUUGUAUGCUAGCAAUCCAGAUAUGAAAACUGGUUUUGGACUCAAAUCAUCGGCGAUUUUUGUUGCAUUCUCAUGCUCAGAUUACUCACUGAUCCAUAAAGUAACUCAACUGUGGAAUUAUUAUCCAAAAAACUUAAAAUUUUUGACUUUUAUUCAAAGCUGUGGACUCGAAUAUUUUAACAGUAAUUUAAAGUACAUCACCAAUACACAAAGAUUGUCAUAUGAAUCAGGAAGUUUAGACAUGUUUGAAUUCAUCCUCAUCAAUGAUCAAGACAUUUUAUACCUUACAACAAUAGAAUGGUUCACAGAAUCAGCAUGCAAUCAGCCACAACUCAUAAUCCUCAAUAAAUUCAACAAAACCUCACAAAAAUGGUUCAAAAAAUUACAAAAUUAUGAAAAAUUCAAAAAUUUUCAUGGCUGUCACUUGAUUAUGGGCAUUGAACUAGACAAAAAUGAAGGUGGAUGUUGGGACACAGCAAUUAUACAGUUUGAAGACGAAAUAAUUAUUCAACUCAUCGGAAUUGGUUCGGAAAUUUUCGGAUAUCUGUCAAAAAUUCACAAUUUUGAAUCAAAAUUUAAAUUAAUAAGCAACGAAUCAAUCUACAAUGAUGUAGAUGUGUUCCUGCCUAUAUACCGAUUUGAAUAUAUUUACAUUGGACACUUUCAUGUGACAACAAUGUUUGCACAAGCUGAAGAUAUCAUAAUUGCAACACCUGGCGAGAUGUACACUCCGUACGAGAAGCUUUUGUUACCUUUUGAUGACACGACAUGGAUUAUGCUGAACUUGACAUUUUUGGCUGCAUUUGUUGCUAUUUUAAUUAUUAAUCAAAUGCCAAAAUUCAUUCAGAAGUCAAUUUUUGGUGAAAAUGUAAAAACUCCAACAUUGAAUGUCGUCAGUACAUUUUUUGGCAUCUCACAAACUAAAGUUCCAACUGGACACAUUCCAAGAGCUAUUUUAAUAUUUUUUGUGUUCUUUUGUCUGAUUUUUCGGACCUGCUUUCAAAGUAAAAUGUUUGAGUUCAUGACAAGUGAGCCUAGACGUCCGCCUCCGAAUUCAAUGCAAGAUUUGAGGGACAGGAACUACACAGUAUAUUCGAAUCUAUUAAAAGGCUACAUUGAGGACUUAAUCAAGGAUGAUGAGUAUGAAUGGCCAAAUGUCAAAGAAGUUAGUGACUCUGAGUUCAUUCGACUCUUUACAACACAAUCACUAAAUGACUCAGCAAAGAUAUCUCUAAUCUUAAACAUUGGAAACAUCAAAGACUAUAUUCAGGAUCUUCAUAAGUCUUUUAAAUGGCACAAAAUUCCAAACUACAAGCUUCAAGUAAGCCUUACUGGAUUUAUUUUAGCUCCAAAUAAUUUUAUCUUUCACAUCCUCGAUGACCUUAUUCAGAAAUUGAUGCCAGCUGGGAUUAUUGAUUUUAUGAUUGACUCAUGUCUUACUAAUAGCUCUAAAAUUGUUGACUCAAAGCAGUUGUCAGCACUAUCUGUUGAUAACUUGACUUUUGGAUUUGUCAUUUGGUUCGGAUUUUUUUUAUUGUGCUUUCCAGUCUUUCUGUUGGAAAUUAUAACUUGGAAAGUAUUCGAGUGGAUAAAACAGAAACCAACUGACCGAGUUGGAAAUAAUGUUAAACUUGAUUCCACUGAUUAUCAAGAAGUUAAAAAAGAAAUUAGGGAAUUUUUGGCAGUUAUCAUUCAAAAAGUUGAAUUGGAUGUGAAAUUUUAA
Messenger RNA from Chironomus riparius, 1956 nucleotides. NCBI's taxonomy places the organism in Eukaryota, Metazoa, Arthropoda, Insecta, Diptera, Chironomidae. The record is from the annotation of a GenBank genome assembly.